AUCAUCCGCCUUUUCGCCGCCCUGCUGCCAUUGAAGAAGUACAGACCCGGACCUUCUGUUUCUUUCUCCCUCUUUCAAUUUUUUUUUUUAUCUCAUCUGCAGAAAUAUUCGAUUACGGCGGAUACGUAUUUUUAAUUUGAUUUUUUUUUUUGUGGAGCGGGGGUUUGUUUAUCUUCUAGUGAUUCCCCAUUUUUUCUCCCAAAUCUCGAUUGGCGUAUUUUGAUCUGAAGGCUGAGGUUGCUCCGUUUCAACUUUCACCCCCCAAUCGUGUGGCUCGGGAUCGCUUGUCAGUGGCUCGUCUACGUGAUGCAAAAUCUUGAAAAUCUGAAAUUCUAGGUUAUGGAACUUAAUGGUCAUCGAAGAGGCAGAAGGAAGGAUCUUGUUUCUUAUCAAAACGGUGACUUGAGCGCAUCAAGUAGUGAAGAUGAGCAUGAUCCGUGGAUUGCCUGGGCAUACAAACCUCACACCAUUACAUUAUUACUAAUCGGUGCAUGCUUUCUUGUAUGGGCAAGUGGAGCACUCGAUCCUGAACGUAGUUCAGAAAUUGAUUUUGUUACUUCUGUGAGAAGGGGUGUAUGGGCAAUGACUGCAGUCUUUCUUGCUUAUUGCGUGUUACAAGCUCCUUCUACGGUACUUAUCCGGCCGCAUCCUGCAAUUUGGCGCCUUGUUCAUGGAAUGGCUGUCAUUUACCUUGUUGCAUUAACAUUUUUGCUUUUCCAGAAGCGUGAUAAUGCACAGCAAUUUAUGAGGUUUCUGCAUCCCGAUCUUGGAGUUGAACUCCCUGAAAGAUCAUACGGUUCCGAUUGUCGAAUUUACGUCCCUGAAAAUCCCACAAGCAGGUUUAAGAAUGUUUAUGAGACACUUUUUGAUGAGUUUGUUCUGGCACAUAUUCUUGGAUGGUGGGGUAAAGCUAUAAUGAUUCGUAACCAGCCACUCUUAUGGGUGCUUUCUAUCGGAUUUGAAUUAAUGGAGCUAACUUUUCGCCACAUGUUGCCAAAUUUCAACGAGUGCUGGUGGGAUAGCAUCGUUCUUGAUGUACUAAUCUGCAAUUGGUUCGGUAUAUGGGCAGGAAUGUGUACUGUUCGGUAUUUUGAUGGUAAAACGUACGAGUGGGUCGGUAUUAGCCGCCAGCCUAACAUAAUGGGAAAAGUGAAACGAACGCUGGGGCAAUUUACACCUGCCAGGUGGGAUAAAGACGAAUGGCAUCCUUUUCUAGGGCCGUUUCGAUUUAUACAAGUUCUCAGUCUUUGCAUAAUUUUCUUGACUGUGGAGCUGAAUACAUUCUUUCUCAAAUUUUGCCUUUGGAUUCCUCCCCGAAACCCACUCAUAGUAUAUAGGUUGGUUUUGUGGUGGCUUAUCGCAAUACCUACUAUACGAGAGUACAACUCUUACUUGCAAGACAGAAAACCGGUGAAAAAGGUGGGAUCGUUUUGCUGGCUUUCACUUGCUAUCUGCAUUGUAGAACUCCUCAUCUGUGUCAAGUUUGGACAUGGAUUAUUCCCUAAUGCGAUGCCGAGGUGGUUGGUUAUAUUUUGGACAUCUGUCGGAAUCGGACUUUUGAUAUUCUUGUGUGGAUGGUCAUGGCAACUGCAUAGAACAAUCAAGAGGAAGUGGCGAUAGAUUCUUUCUUUUUCUUUUCUUUUUUAAAUUUUUUAUUUAAUUUUUUCGUCGUGGUUAUUUAUGUUUCUCGUUUCUUUGGGUAAUUAACUUGUUGUAAAUACCCAGCACCACAUUUGUAAUUUGUAAAUGUUUUAUCUUUUUAGGUUAUAUCUCACAAUUAAUUUUUCUA
This is a messenger RNA of Erythranthe guttata (spotted monkey flower), 1789 nucleotides long. Its product is annotated as CDP-diacylglycerol--serine O-phosphatidyltransferase 1. Gene Ontology annotation, biological process: phosphatidylserine biosynthetic process. NCBI's taxonomy places the organism in Eukaryota, Viridiplantae, Streptophyta, Magnoliopsida, Lamiales, Phrymaceae. The record is from RefSeq and is a predicted model, not a curated record. Gene Ontology annotation, molecular function: L-serine-phosphatidylethanolamine phosphatidyltransferase activity.